AUGAAUAAAGUGCAAAUACGAAAAUAUGCAAGUGGUGAUUAUGAUCAACCAAUUUUAUUAGAUGAAUCGGAUCUAAUCAGAUCAAAACAACAACAAUAUCUGAGAAUAUUACCAAAUGUUCAACUAUUAAAAGAAGAUUAUUUUAAUUUAACAAAUUUAACUUGUAAUUAUCCAAAAUUGGAUAUUGAUAGUCCAGAUAUAUGGACUUAUUUGAAACCAGUGAAGGAGGAAUUAGAAUGUGAAAAAACACAAAAUUGGGUAUAUAUUGAAAAUGGUACAUUUCGUUUAUCACAACAAGCUCUACGUAAACAUGGUCCAAUUAUUUGUGCCUAUCGUCCAAUUCUACGUGGUAAAGAUGAUUUUUCCACUAUUGAAGGUCAACGACUUUUUCCCAUAGUAGAUAAUAUGCCAUUAGUUAGCGACUUUUUUCGUGCCGAUUGUCGUGCGAGAGAUGGAUCAUUCUAUAGUAAUAUUCACAGUGGGAUACAGUUUGAUGCUGGCUUACAUAUGCGACAUAUUUGGAAUCCAAUGGUUAAAACACAUCUGGGUUAUAAUGUAUUGAUGUUUGGUUUCGAUUCGAUAUCAAGAAUGUCAUUUAUAAGAUUAUUACCAAAAACAUAUUCAUAUUUAGUUCAACAGUUGGGUGCUGUAGUCAUGAAAGGUUACAAUAUCGUUGGUGAUGGUACUCCAGCUGCGUUAUUACCAAUUCUAACAAGUCAAACAGAAAUGGAGUUACCUGAAUCACGACGCGGUCACAUUGGUGCACAAACAGUUGAUCAUUAUCCAUGGAUUUGGAAUAAAUUCAAAGACAAUGGAUAUGUUACUCAAUGGGGAGAAGAUGGUCAAACGGCGGGAACAUUUCAAAUGCGUCUAUUAGGUUUUCGUAAUCCACCUGUGGAUCAUUAUAUGCGUCCAUUUUUUCUGGUCGCUGAAUCAAUGCGUACUACAAAACCCUACUGUUUUGGCUCUGUAUCACGUCAUCAAAACAUGCUUAAUUGGAUGCGUGAAUUCUAUGAAAUGUACCCUAGACAACCUAAAUUCUCAUUUCUGUUUCAUUCACAAUAUUCUCAUGAUUCAAAUAAUCGUUUGCCGUAUGCCGAUCAAGAGUUAUACAACUUUUUACUUUAUAUGAAUACAAAAGGUUAUUUAGACAAUACAAUGUUAAUAUUAAUGACAGAUCAUGGUGCGAGAUAUUCACAAUUGAGAAAAUCAUAUCAAGGAAAACUGGAAGAACGUUUACCAUUUAUGUCUAUUCGAAUGCCACCAAAAUUUCAUAAAAAAUAUCCUCAUUUAAUCAAAAAUCUAAGAUUAAAUUCUCAUCGUUUAACCACUCCAUUUGAUAUUCAUGAAACAUUUUUAAAUUUAUUCGAUUUUCAAGACGAUGAGGAUUAUCAAUCGAAAUCAAAUCGUUCUUAUUCGCUCUUUCACCCGAUACCCGAUAAUCGUACGUGUGAAAGUGCUGCCGUCGAAUCGCAUUGGUGUACAUGUUUACAAUGGAAACAAAUUGUUAAUUUUCAAAAUCAUUCACUCAUACAGACAAUUGGUGAAGCUGUUGUCGAUUAUUUGAAUAACUAUUUGGCAGAUGUGCGAAACGAAUGUGCACUAUUAAAACUCCUUCAUAUACAUAAAGCUCAAGAAUUAGCUGCUAAUGAUAUGAUGUUGAAAUUUGAUAAAUCAAUCGAUAAAGAUGGACGCAUUCCAGGAUUUAAACAACAAUCGAAUAUUACUGUUGAAAAACAAGCUCGAAAAAAUCAACGAAUACCAUUGUAUCAACUUCAGAUUGAAACCAUUCCAGGUCAUGGACAAUUUGAAAUUACAGUUGGACAUGAUAUUGUAGAACAAAAAUUUGAUAUUCAAAAACGACGAUUAUCGAGAAUAAAUAAAUAUGGACACGAUUCGGAAUGUAUUGCCGAUAAACGGCCGGAAUUUCGUGAAAUAUGUUAUUGUGAUAACUUUGUAUCAAAUAAAAAACGCGAAGUUUGUGUUUAA
This is a messenger RNA of Didymodactylos carnosus, 1989 nucleotides long. Lineage: Eukaryota; Metazoa; Rotifera; Eurotatoria; Philodinida; Philodinidae. The record is from the annotation of a GenBank genome assembly.